Messenger RNA from Ylistrum balloti, 3707 nucleotides. RefSeq names its product collagen alpha-4(VI) chain-like. The transcript has 10 exons. The record is from RefSeq and is a predicted model, not a curated record. Bases 99 to 2804 code for a protein of 901 amino acids. NCBI's taxonomy places the organism in Eukaryota, Metazoa, Mollusca, Bivalvia, Pectinida, Pectinidae.
GACUCUCAAAAGACCAUAGUCUCCAUUCUUCAUUUGUAACGAGAGGAUUCAAUCAUUUCAUUUUCUGUAUCUGAAAUAAUAACCAGCCAAGACUCAAUAUGAUGACUGCAAUUCUGCUAUCAACGAUGAUGUUUGCGAUUGUAUUUGGUGCUCCAACGCAACCACAAUCAGAAGAAGAUAUUUUUGUCUUGUGUGACGGCAAUCCGGCAGACAUUUUCUUCCUCCUGGACAGUUCCUCCAGUAUCUAUAUUUUAGACUAUGAAAAACAGCUUCAGUUUAUCCAGAAACUUGUCGAUUACUUCCCGGUAUCUCAAACAGAAACACGAUUUGGAGUCGGGGUGUUUGCUGACCGUUACCAGCAAGUGAUUGACUUCGAGGACUUUGACAACUCUGAUGAUCUUAAACUCGCUAUUGGCGAUAUAACAAAAGGGUAUGGAGAUACCCAGACUGGCCGAGCCCUUAGAAAAGUGAGAAAACAUGCCUUUAGCCAGGCUAGACCAGGUGUUGGACAUGUCUUGGUCGUUCUGACUGACGGCGAGUCAAGGAAUACAGCAGAGACGAGGAGGGAGGCGGCUAUUUUGAAGGGACAGGGAAUUCAUGUCUUCGCCAUCGGAAUAGGUUUGUCCUCCAAGACAACUGAACUUGAGGCUAUUGGCAGUGAACCUAAGGAGACCUAUGUCCACAAUGUAGUCAAUUUCAACGUAUUAAACAAAAUACGUAAAACGCUGGCCUUCCAAGUGUGUAAAGCACCAAGACAUGAGCCAUACUGUAGCGCCGGGAUGAACACCGACGUCAUGUUCGCUUACGACGCCACCAGUAUGGGGACAAAAAAUGCAAGGCAUGUACAGGAAUUCAUUGGUGACACCAUUCAGAACUUUGCAAACAUGGACGACGGGACGAUCCGGGCUGGCGUGUUGUCAGGACAAUGUGAUGGAGACAAUGUCAACCUGGGCGUAUUCAGUGACAAAGAGACAAUGGCUUCCUACGUCAGAAACAACGACUUUCGCGGGGUCGACGAGAUUGUACGAGAUUUACACGAAAACAGCUACCAAAAAGCAAGAGGUGGACGAGAAACAGCAAGACGCAUUUCUGUCGUCAUUGUGGAUGACAAUGCAGAAAAAAUAAAAAAUUUGGAGACUGAAAUGAAAAAAGCAAAAUCCAAGAAGGACAUCCAGUUUAUUGUCAUUGCUAUAGGUGAAAGCUCGGAAUACGAAAUCUUGAAGUCUCUGGUGAUGAAACCAACAGAGUCUCACUUCUUUACGGUUCCGUCUCAUAGUGAUGUAGACACUGUCAAGGGCCGAUUUGUAGACACUCUUUGUGAAGAUUUCAAAGCUCCUUCCUCAAAUGGACCAAAUAAAGUGUAUUACGACAAUUUCAACGACAUCGUUCCGAGAAGCAACCUGGUCAUCGAAUCGCUACACCUUUACCACACUGGGGGAACACGUGUACAGCUGCUGAUACAAAGCUCCAAAAUGAUAUCUGCCUCAAUUGUCUUGGCCAUGGCCAUGGUCACCGUCGCUGUGUCCGCUCCAUCAUCCUCCUCUCACCAAGAUACAAACACAUUGUGUCAAGGAAAUCCAGCGGACAUUUUCUUCCUGCUUGAUAGUUCCACGAGUAUCUGGUCUAAACACUUCAAAACACAGCUGAAAUUCCUGCAACGUUUCGUUAGCUUCUUCCCAGUGUCGGCUUCUGAAACUCAAUUUGGGGUUGGGAUAUUCUCUGAUUACUACCAUCAACAAAUAGAACUGGGCGAAUUUGAUGAUGUGGAUGAGCUUAAAUUGGCCAUUGGACGUAUACAACAACGAAAAGGGGGUACCCAAACAGGGAAAGCAUUGCGAGCAGUAAGAAGAAAUGCGUUCCGAAGAGCACGUCCAAACGUUAGCAAAAUACUUGUGGUCAUCACAGAUGGAGCGUCUACAAAUAAAGCUCAAACACUGCGCGAAGCUGCUGCUUUAAAAAGUGAAAAUGUACAGGUGUUUGCCAUAGGAAUAGGAGACAAAGUGAAAAUGGAGGAAUUAGUUGCCAUUGGAAGUAAGCCAUCAGAAACAUACGUCCUAACUGUGUCGAGUUCCGAAUUGUUGAAUAAAAUCAGGAAAACAUUGGCCUACAAAGUUUGCAGAGGGAAAGAAUCACUCCAUCAACAAUACUGUAGUGCUGGUAUGGAGACAGACCUUAUGUUUACCUAUGAUGCUACUAGUAUGGGAACAAGAAACUCCAAUCACGUACAGAAUUUGAUAGCCGAUACCAUUCUAAACUUCGGAAACAUGGAUACUGGCGUUCUCAGGGCAGGUUUGUUAACUAGAUAUUGUGAUAAUGACGACAUAUAUUUGAAUCAUUAUCCUCAUCUAGAUGAAAUGGUGCCUGUUCUGAAAAAUCCUGAAUUCAGGGGGCUGGACCGCAUGGUAUGGCAAAUGCAAAAUCAAAGCUUUGAAACAGCGAACGGCGGGAGAGAAACUGCCAGGAGGAUUGCUGUUGUAGUGGUUGACAAUAACGUGGAAAAACUUGAUCAUUUGGCUCUAGAAAUGAGAAGGGCCAAGUCAAAGAAAGACAUUCAAUUUGUGGUCAUCACCAUUGGAGAAAAUCCUAAAUUCGAAUCCCUGAAAAGGUCAGUGCUCCGCCCUGUCGACGACCAUUUCUUUAACGUGGCAUCACACAGUGAUCUCAGCUUGAUAAAAGACACUUUUGUCAGCAGUUUAUGUCAAACACUGAAGGUACCAAGUUCCCCAGAAGCAUUGGUGAUUGAUGAGAAUAUCAGGAACUUUGAGGAUAUUAUGCCGGUGGGACACCUGAUUCUCAAUCCUUAGGGAUAUAACAGAACAACUAUCGGCUCAUAUGGACAAACAAUACGCUAUCAUUCCAUCAUCAAAUGUUGAUCCACCAUGGAAAAUUAAUACUUUCAAGAUAUAUUUGAACAACAAGCGAAAAUCAAAAUAUUGACAAGGUCUUAAAUUCAAGUCCACAAAAGUGAUAAAACGAAGUAAAAUCUUACCUACAGAAAGACGACGUAACUUCGUUUUCCAAAUCCAUUCUGAUCUACAGAAAGACGACGUAACUUCGUUUUCCAAAUCCAUUCUGAUCUGCAAUAACCGGAGGACAUGUCAAAUACAUUUCUUGUUAAGAUAAAAACGUGACGAGGGGAAGUCAUUGUGCCUGGUUUUAUAUCGUUAAUGCUUGUUGGAAUCUUGUUUACCGUCAACUUAUCUGAGAUAGUGUUUAUCGUUUAUUUUAUCAUUCGCACGAGUUCAUCAUCAACGUUAUUCAGUCACGGAGGGCAAUGAUAUUUUUGAUGUAUACUAAAGCAUCCUGUGAUAUUGGUUUUACCUCUACAUCGAAGCCAAACUGUGUAUACCUUAUCUGUGAAAGGAUAACGAGUUUCACCAUACUUUUUAUAAGACGUAAUGAUAACAUAUCUGGCACUUUAUAAGAAAAGAGAUGGACGAAGGUACUUGUCACUAUGUCAUCUUUAUUUGUGGAGAAACGUUUUCUAUAUUGUUAAUUCAUACUCCUAUCAUUCCAUGUUAUUACAAACGAUAAGCAUAAUUAACAUGUGUUGCUAUGGAGAUUUUAAAUCAGCGUUGGUGUUAAACAUCUAAUUUUUAUUUCAUGUUAUCGUAUUUAUGUACUUUUUUGUAUUUAUUUACAUGUAAUGUGCAUCACCUUUGUAUAUUUAACAAAUGCUUUUUCCAAUAAAGGUUAACUUACAUUUA